Molecule: messenger RNA, 913 nt
Organism: Corylus avellana
Lineage: Eukaryota; Viridiplantae; Streptophyta; Magnoliopsida; Fagales; Betulaceae
Source: RefSeq, a predicted model, not a curated record
UCGCCUAACGCUUUGUUGUUUACUGUUUAUUUCACCUGAAGUGAAAAAUUCCUUUAAAGCCACUCGUCUGCUGCUUCCAGAAACUUCACAAAAUUUCUUCAGUUCCUAACGCUUAGUCUCUUCUCAGUACUUCAUCUCUCCCAAUUUCUUCGUAUUCUCAACUAUUUUUCCUUACUCUCCUAAAUAUGGGAGCAUCAUCAUCAUCCGUUAACAACCUCGAUUUGAAUGUUGCUCCUGCAGCACAACCCAUUGUUAUGCCUGACGUGCAACCGGAGGUGCCUGUUGUUCCCCCUGAAGUGUCUGCUAUUCAUCCCGUCGUACCUGUUACACACCCUAAUGAACCUGCUGCAUAUCCUAACGUAUGGCAGCCAACUUUUGUCUUUGACAAUCGUCCUAUCACUAUUCACGAUUCUGUCAUGCUCCAUGAUUCUACUGCUGUAGCAGUGGCCAAAGGUUUCGUAAUUCCACGGGAUCAAACGUUCUUAGCUGAUAGGUCGGAUACUGAUGCUAUUAAUAACUCAUUGGCAUUCAGUAUCCAAGGUGCUGCUUCAGUUUCUGACAUGGCACAACGUUUGAGUGCCAGAAAUGUUGAGCUGAAAGUCUCAAGAAACCAAAUCGGGGUCUUACAGCGACUGCUCAAAUACUACAAACGAAAACACGUGGAUUUGAAGCAGGAGAAUACUCAGCUGAAAAAGAUGGUGUUAUCUUACGCAGAAUACUUGGGACCAAAGAUGCUAGAAAUGGAGAAGAAUACCGAACGUCUCCAGCGACAGCACGAAAAACUCCGGGUCGAUGUUCAGGGGUGUUGCAAGUCUCUCCGCACACGCUCUAGUCAGAAAUAAUUUUCCUGGAGCAGCUCUGAGGAAUCAUCUGCUCAUCAUUACCACGUGUCUCUUUAUGCAACAAAUUCCCU